This is a messenger RNA of Protopolystoma xenopodis, 216 nucleotides long. NCBI's taxonomy places the organism in Eukaryota, Metazoa, Platyhelminthes, Monogenea, Polystomatidea, Polystomatidae. The record is from the annotation of a GenBank genome assembly.
AUGCCUGCACGAGAGGGUGAGAGAUCAAGAGUUCUAAGAGAGAAGACGGAGAGACAGGCGGUAGCAGCAACAGCAACAGCGGCAGCAAUUGUAUCGAUCCCUGCUGUGAUAGACCUCGCCUGUCCAAACUCCGUCGUGUGUGAAGGCACGCCCGGCCAGCCGGCUGACCAGCUGUCGGCUGGACGGCUGGCUAGAGGAAAGACAGCGGCCCGAUGA